UUUCUGAUUUCUAUUCCCUGUUCCUAUUGCCUGUUGCCUGGCAUUGUGCAAGGGGCUUAAGUGUCGUUAAAUUUGCUAUUGUCGUUUCACUUGCCAAUUGUUGUUCUUUGCUCUAUGUUGUUAUUAUACUGUAUUGUUGUUUACUCUGCUCUGUGUUGUUAUUAUACCGUAAAUGACUUGCCGAGACUUUAUGCUGCGUGUGUGCAGCAGAACAUCAUGUAAAAUGCUUCACGAAGUGAAAAAUUGCACUAAUGCAUCUUGCAAUAAAAGCAAUACUUGUAAAAAGGUGCAUCUCACAGACGAUGAAGUAACUGAAAUUAAUAAAAAUAUACGACCUUUUCGGCAAAAUGUUUACUUAGAGAUGACACGUUUAGCGUACAUGUUAAGAGAAACUUUUCCAAAAGAAUGCAGAUCACAAGUCUGUACGCUCAAUAUGUUGGGAGAAUGCCUAUGGCCAUGUUUGGCUUGUGGGACAUGUAGGAGGAAUACAACUAUAACAGCAUGUAACAAUUGCUACAUCUCAUUGACAAAAGACAACAUGAAGGCCCUGAGGUGUUGCCAUAUAUACUGUGAUUAUUGCUUUGACCGGCUUCCAUUUACAGUAAAAGGUCCACUUCCCUUGUGGUGCUGUGAAGUAUGCUCUAAGUGGGCGAUAAUUUUUAUACUGUAUUAAGCAGAUUAAGCAAUGGAGGAUAUAGAGGAAAGAAAGGUUGCAGUUACUUAAUAAUUACAAGACUUUAUGAUAUACGAAUAUAU
Messenger RNA from Temnothorax curvispinosus, 756 nucleotides. RefSeq lists its product as uncharacterized. Lineage: Eukaryota; Metazoa; Arthropoda; Insecta; Hymenoptera; Formicidae. The transcript is spliced from 3 exons. The record is from RefSeq and is a predicted model, not a curated record. The coding region runs from base 173 to 673 and encodes 166 amino acids.